CCUCGAACAGAAUCCUGCUCAAUUUCGUCGAUAGAGUAGUCAGCGUGGUCAAAGACCUCUUCCGCGGGGCCCACCGGUCUCACGGUCUGUUCUCUCCCCUCCACAUCUCCAGUCUCUUCCAACCAUGGCCACCACCGCCGCUUCGCCGCCGCCGACCGCCGCCGAGGACAACGUCCGCCUCCUUCUCCCUGGAUUCCUCUCCCCCGAGACCUGCAAGGAGCUGGAGUUCGUGCACCGGAGCUGCGGGACGGCGGGGUACCGGCCUUCGGUGGUGUCUACAUCGCUGCCGCAUCUAGCUGCCACCGGCUGCGGCCACCUACUCCUCCCCUUCGUGCCCAUCCGCGAGCGACUGCGCGACGCCGUCGAGUCCUUCUUCUCCUGCCACUUCGACCUCUUCGUCGAGUUCACCGGACUAGUCAGUUGGUGCAAGGGUGCUUCUAUUGGAUGGCACAGUGACGACAACAAACCUUACCUUAGGCAAAGAGCCUUCACGGCUGUCUGCUACUUGAACAAUCAUGGAAAGGACUUUAAGGGUGGACUGUUGAAGUUUCAGGAUGGUGAACCCUCCUCUGUUAUUCCAGUUGCUGGUGAUGCUGUCAUCUACACUGCUGAUAAUCGUAAUGUCCAUUGUGUAGAUGAGGUAACUGAGGGUGAAAGGCUCACACUUACUCUUUGGUUCACUAGAGAUAGUUCCUUUGACGAGGAUCCAAAGCUCCUUAGUUUUCUAUCCCAGACAUCACUGAGCUAUGAGCCAGCUGAUCAGAACUCUUACAUUCCUUUGCCGGCCUCAGAUAACAUGUACUGGUUUUCCUACGAUCAGUCUGGCUUUGACAUACGAUGUGCUAGAAUGCACAUUCUUGGGUUUAGUUUUCGUGCAAGCAGCGAUGAAGACAGUAAGAGUACAUCUGCUGCACCAGCUGAUGACCCCAUAGAGUUGCUUGGGAAGCCACUGCGAAUUGGGAGAGCAGAUGAUGUCUUUGGGAAGAUAUUUGCCAACAGCUUGCAUGCUCUUCAGGUGGUUCAGUUUUACUACUGGAAAGCACCUGAGCUGGCAUCAAGGAGAAACCAGACUACUGGUGGUUCAGAAACAGUUUGCUAUCCUACUAUACAAGUACAACGGUCAAGUGGAACGGAACUUCCAUUACCGUGUAACCAUGGACUUGCACAAACCAUAUUUGGAUCAUAUGGCAAUGUGGAUUCUGUUAUUGAAUGGGAUGAUGUUGUGUUAGCUCUUGCUAUGUGGGAGAAUUAUUCAGAAGAAUUGAAGAGAAAGUUGUCGAUAUUCUUGCCAAAUUGGCUGUCCAAUGGAACCAUUUUUGUUGUAGAUCCCUCCGAGCCCACCCAGGUAUGUGGCGAAGGGAACUAAACACUGCCCUUACAAAAAUGAAAAUUAUAGCAACAUAACAAUGAUGGUAGGUAGCAUUACGUCUGACAAGGCCGUGGAGAGUUUUUGAUUUAACUGUUGCUCAUUGGGGUAAUCUCUCUAAGAUGGAUUCACUGGUGUUAAAACAUUAUGGAAGACCGUUCCUUGAUAUAUGUAUUUCAGAUAGCUUUCAUGUGGCUUAAUAUAGACCUAUUCUGUUUUA
Messenger RNA from Aegilops tauschii subsp. strangulata, 1586 nucleotides. RefSeq lists its product as uncharacterized. NCBI's taxonomy places the organism in Eukaryota, Viridiplantae, Streptophyta, Magnoliopsida, Poales, Poaceae. Gene Ontology annotation, biological process: collagen metabolic process. The record is from RefSeq and is a predicted model, not a curated record. Gene Ontology annotation, molecular function: iron ion binding; oxidoreductase activity, acting on paired donors, with incorporation or reduction of molecular oxygen; L-ascorbic acid binding.